AUGGACUACGCUUAUCACCAUCAAGAGCAGGGCCAAGGCCAAGGCCAGCCCCCCUACGCACAGCAGCGAUCCCGCUGCCCCUACUUCAACCGAAAUGAGCAUCAUCAGCAACCCCCCAACAUACCGCAACAGCAGCAGCACCGCUCAACUAUGCACUACGACCCCGUUCAUGCUUCUGCGAACUACUGGCAUCCCCAAGGACAGCUGCCCCCCUACCACUGGCACCCUCACAUGCUGGGUCACCGGCCACAGCUGGUGCCCCAACAUCGGUCUUCGAACUCGGCCUCGGAACCUCAUUUCUACAACCACGGACCGGCCUCAAGCUUUGGCGGCGGAUUGGGUGGCUAUUCGGGUGCUCCCCCCAACGACAUGGGAGGGCCUCAGACCAUGCACCCGUCCUUCUCCCACACUCAACUUCCUCCGGUGAGAUACGGCCAUUCAACGCCCCUGGCACCCACCCAGCCGACCACGAGCCAGCCCUCGUUCGCCCCUGACAGAGCUUUUGGGCAAAAUACGACAUCUCGCAACGGUGCUUUCAAUGCAGCUUCACAUUCGCUGAAUGCGUCAACACCACCCCUCGCCCAGGACUCCUCAGAGACGAGCACAGAACCUCCGCACGCAACCCAGUCCACAACUCCAGAGGCUACAGCCACCUCGAAUCAAGCACCAGCUCCCAGUACCAGCAUCCAGUUUGGGUCUGCACCGCCAUCAUCUGCACCGCAACCCUACUCGACCUUCCCCCUUUCGCCAUAUCGGUCUAAUCGCUCGGCCCUUCAGGUGAGAUGA
This is a messenger RNA of Colletotrichum spaethianum, 786 nucleotides long. RefSeq lists its product as uncharacterized. Lineage: Eukaryota; Fungi; Ascomycota; Sordariomycetes; Glomerellales; Glomerellaceae. The coding region runs from base 1 to 786 and encodes 261 amino acids. The transcript has a single exon. The record is from RefSeq and is a predicted model, not a curated record.